This is a messenger RNA of Metschnikowia bicuspidata var. bicuspidata NRRL YB-4993, 1623 nucleotides long. RefSeq lists its product as uncharacterized. Lineage: Eukaryota; Fungi; Ascomycota; Pichiomycetes; Serinales; Metschnikowiaceae. The transcript has 2 exons. The coding region runs from base 463 to 1623 and encodes 386 amino acids. The record is from RefSeq and is a predicted model, not a curated record.
GAUUUUCCCGGCGGGCGUCCGUCUUUGGGUCCCCGGUGCCUGCUCGGCACGUGCCGCAAGGUUCCCGCGAGCCACUCUGCCGGGGUGCAGCCGGGCGGCGCCGGCCGGCCUGCGCGUCACGUGACCGGCCUUCCCCGACUUUCUCGCGGCGCCAGCGCCGCUUGUUGUUCGCUCCAACCGCACAUCUAAACACCCCCCGACCCCACCCGCCGAACCACGGCCCCUCCCAGCUUCUGCGUUUUCUUGCGUCCUGCAGCCUGCGCCCCUGUCGCCCGACUUCUGCCCGUCCACAAACAGAGCCGCCCGUGAGGUUGCGCGGUAGUUUGUAUCUGGCCCCGCCCCAGCUGCCUGCGGCCCCCAAAGCCAGCGCCCCGACGCGAAUCCCCAGCGCCGAAACGCAAGAACGAACCCGGCAAGACCCGGCAGAACCCCCUGGCUCCCCCCGGCGAAACCCGCGGCGAAAUGGCGCCGAAACCCGACAAGCGGCCGCUGUUCCAGCCGAAAGACAUGGUGUUGGCCAAGAUGACCGGGUUCCCCGCGUGGCCGUCCUUCGUCAUGCCGCCGGACAUGGUGCCCGAGGCCAUCUUGAAGGCCAAGAAAAAAACCACCAACACGUGCGUGAUCUUCAUCCCCGACGGGGACUUCAACUGGAUGAACGAGAAGUCGCUCGAGGUCUUGUCUCCGGAGAAGCUCCGCGCCAAGAUCGACAAGAUCCCCAAGGACAAGUUGAAGACCAAGGCCAAGAAAAAGUCCGCGCGGACGAGCAACGUCGUGGAGGCGCUCGUGGCCGCCAGCGGCUUGCAGUUCGACGCGUUCAUGGCCGACUUGGCAAGCGCCAAGGCGGCGCUUGACGACGGUCCCGACGGCGCUGACGACGGCGGCCGUGUGUCCGAGGAGGCCCUGCCGGAUGCGGACGUUCUGGCUGAAGACGCCGACAACAGCGAGGGCCAAAAAGACGAGACCGCGCUCGACGGCCAUGAAAACGGGGCCCAUGACGACGGGGCCCAUGACGACGGGGCCCAUGAAGACGACGCGAAUAAUGACGGGGCCCCCAAAGACGGGGCCUCCAAAGACGGGCCCCACAAAGAUGGACUGCCUGCCGCUCGCGACAAGGCCGCCGUGUCCGAGCAGCCGGCGCCCAAGAAACGCGCCGGCUCGCCCAGGACCAAGGCCAUGAGCGAAAGCGACCGCCAGCACCAGCUCUGGCUCUGCCGCAUCAAGCUCCAGCGCUCGUUGAUCCAGCGCAACCAGCCGGUGACGCCGAAGGACCCCAAGAGCUUCCCGCCGCCCUCGGUGGACGAGCUCCUGAUGGCGCGGAUCAUCUUGCAGAAGCUCGCGGACUUCCCCGUGACGGUGGACUUGUUGCGCGACACCAAGAUCCACAAGGUGUUGAAGUGCAUUGUCAAGGACGGCGACUUGGAGUACCCGGACAGCUUCCGACUACAUGAGAAGUGCACCGAGCUCUUGGAAAAGUGGCUGUGCUUGAUCGAAGGCAUCAAGCUGGGCAAGGCCGUGAAGACCGAGUCGCGCGUCGGCAGCUCCGCGCCCGAGGACUCCGAGAUCUCGGCUAUCGAGCUCAAGCACACGCUAGACAAGAGCGACGCGGGCAAGAUUGGCGCCUAG